This is a messenger RNA of Neltuma alba, 1555 nucleotides long. RefSeq names its product probable choline kinase 2. Gene Ontology annotation, molecular function: choline kinase activity; ethanolamine kinase activity. NCBI's taxonomy places the organism in Eukaryota, Viridiplantae, Streptophyta, Magnoliopsida, Fabales, Fabaceae. The transcript has 7 exons. The record is from RefSeq and is a predicted model, not a curated record. Gene Ontology annotation, biological process: phosphatidylethanolamine biosynthetic process; phosphatidylcholine biosynthetic process. Gene Ontology annotation, cellular component: cytoplasm. The coding region runs from base 19 to 1362 and encodes 447 amino acids.
GUUUGGGAGUCUUUCAUAAUGGCUUCGACUGAGAAUCCUGUAAAGGACAAUACUGAUCAUCCUGUAGAAGACAAAGCAGAUCAUCCGAUGGAGGGCAAAGCAGAUCAUCCCAUGGAGGGCAAAGCAGAUCAUCCCAUGGAAGGCAAAGCAGAUCAUAACGUCAAAGACAAAGUGGACCAUCCCGUGGUGGACAAAGCAGAUCAUCCUGUAGUGAGCAAAGCAGAUCAUUCUGUGGAGGAAAAAUCAGAUCAUCUUGUAAAGGACAAAGAAGAUCAUUCUGUUGUGGAAAAAGCGGAUCAUCCCGCAAACAACAAAGCAGUUGAUCUUCCCGAAGAAGUAAAGGCUCUUCUAAAAUCAUUAGCUAGUGAGUGGGAUGAUAUACAAGAUGUAGAUGCAUUGCAGGUGAUCCCUCUCAAGGGGGCGAUGACAAAUAAGGUCUUCCAAAUAAAAUGGCCAACAAAGACUGGGCAACCGUCACGAAAAGUUAUUGUUAGAAUUUAUGGUGAGGGUGUGGAAAAUUUCUUUGAUAGGGACGAUGAGAUACGGGCAUUUGAAUUCCUGUCUAAGAAUGAGCAGGGUCCUAGACUCCUGGGCCGGUUUUCUAAUGGUCGCAUUGAAGAGUUCAUCAAAGCACGGACUUUAUCAGCAUCUGACCUGCGUGAUCCAUCUAUCUCUGCUCUUAUAGCAGCCAAAAUGAAGGAGUUUCAUGAUCUUGAUAUAUCUGGUCCAAAGAAAAUCAUCCUAUGGGAUAAAAUACGAAAAUGGAUUAGCGUAGCCAAGGGUUUAUCUUCCCCUGAAGAAGUUGAAGCCUUUUAUCUGGACACAAUUGACAAGGAAGUUGAUAUUUUGGAAAAGGAACUCUCAUGUGAUCAGCAACGCAUAGGGUUUUGCCACAAUGAUUUGCAGUAUGGUAACAUAAUGCUUAAUGAAGAGAGCAAUACCGUGACCCUAAUUGAUUAUGAAUAUUCAGGUUAUAAUCCUGUAGCAUAUGACAUCGCAAACCACUUCUGCGAGAUGGCAGCUGAUUAUCAUACAGAAACACCUCACGUUCUUGACUUCAGUAAAUGUCCUGAUUUGGAGGAGCGUAAAAGAUUUGUGCGAACGUAUUUAAGCACUUCAGGCCAGGAGCCUAGUGACAGUGAAGUAGAGCAGUUGCUUCAAGAAGCUGAGAAGUAUACACUUGCAAAUCAUCUAUUCUGGGGCCUGUGGGGAGUAAUUUCGGCACAUGUAAACAAAAUUGACUUCGACUACAUGGAGUAUGCAAAGCAGAGAAUUAAAGAGUACUGGGCAAGGAAACCUUAUCUUUUGUGCUCUGCUGGACCUUCCCUUGAAACUAUUACUCCUGAAGGUAAUAAAACUUAAUUGGAUGUGAGUGAAUGGCCUUGAGCUGCUACAUUGUGAAUAGGUUCCCAGUGACAUAAACAGACAAGAACUUUUGAUGCAGUGUUGUAUGAUUUUAAAAGUUAUUAUUAUGAUUAGGUUUCAAGUCUUAACAUGAAAUUAUGUUUUUCUAGAAGUAUUUUUAUGUGUAUAUAGCCCAAUAUUUAUGCCUGAA